UGUAUGUGGUGAAGAUGUUUUGCGAAACUUUUUUAAGGAUGAUAUACCUUGGAUGUUUCCUGUUUCUUUGUGGUUUUACGCAUGCCAUACCAAGUUAUCCUAUCUGGUGGUCCUUAGCGGUGGGCCACCAGUACUCAUCCCUGGGCUCCCAGCCCAUCCUGUGUGGCUCCAUUCCUGGCCUGGUGCCCAAACAGCUGCGAUUCUGCCGAAACUACGUGGAGAUCAUGCCCAGUGUGGCCGAGGGGGUGAAGAUCGGCAUCCAGGAGUGCCAGCACCAAUUCAGGGGCCGCCGCUGGAACUGUACCACCAUCAACGACAAGGCCAUCUUUGGACCAGUGCUGGACAAAGCCACCCGGGAGUCAGCAUUCGUUCAUGCCAUUGCCUCAGCGGGGGUGGCGUUCGCAGUGACGCGGUCCUGCGCCGAGGGCUCAGCCACCAUCUGUGGUUGUGACACACGCCACAAGGGCCCACCUGGCGAGGGCUGGAAGUGGGGUGGAUGCAGCGAGGAUGUGGAUUUCGGCAGCAUGGUGUCCCGGGAGUUUGCAGACGCCCGUGAGAACCGGCCCGAUGCGCGCUCCGCCAUGAACCGCCAAAACAACGAGGCGGGACGAACGUCUCUGAACGACAACAUGUUCCUGAAGUGUAAGUGCCAUGGCUUGUCAGGCAGCUGUGAGGUGAAGACGUGCUGGUGGUCCCAGCCUGACUUCAGAGUUAUCGGAGACUACAUGAAGGACAAGUACGACAGCGCAUCAGAGAUGGUGGUGGAGAAGCACAAGGAGUCCCGCGGCUGGGUGGAGACUUUGAGACCCAAGUUCACCUUCUUCAAACCGCCCACAGAGCGAGACCUGGUCUACUACGAGAGCUCGCCCAACUUCUGCGAGCCCAACCCAGAGACAGGCUCUUUCGGGACGCGCGACCGUGCCUGUAACCUGACAUCACACGGAAUCGACGGCUGCGACCUGCUGUGCUGCGGCCGGGGACACAACACCCGGACGGAGAAACGGAAGGAGAAGUGCCACUGCAUCUUCCACUGGUGCUGCUACGUCAGCUGCCAAGAGUGUGUUCGAGUCUAUGAUGUUCACACCUGCAAAUAGAUAGGGCCUUUGGGACCGCUCUUUCUGCACCUCACCAAAUGUAUUUUUUUUAAAUACUUCAACGUAUAAAAGAGGAAGCUACUGUACGAGCCAGGCUCAGAGAACUUGAGAGGCUUUGAUUGGACUUUGAUCAAGCAUUAGUUGACUUGUCUGUGGAUUCAGCUACAGUACAGUCACCUAAUAGGCAACCAAGAUGGCGGCCUGUCAUGUGAUGCUGUGGUGUCAGCCGCUCUUAGAAUGCUGCGUUAGUUCUAGAAUACAGAGGUGGACUCAUGGAGGCUCUAUUCAGAAAAUCAACAUGGUUAUGUUGAUGUUGAUGACCACCAUCGCAUCGAUAUGUUGAUGACCACCAUUUCAUUGAUAGAGGCAAAAGAGGAGACCAUUACAGAGUGAACUAUGAGUAGCCAAGGAGUGACUUUCAGUGACUUCCAGAAAGGUGUUUCAAGGCCUUGGUUUCCUUCCUGACACAACAAAAGAAAACUGUAGGUUGUAUAUGGCUACAUAAACUGUACUGUU
Molecule: messenger RNA, 1610 nt
Organism: Oncorhynchus masou masou (cherry salmon)
Lineage: Eukaryota; Metazoa; Chordata; Actinopteri; Salmoniformes; Salmonidae
Gene: wnt3a
Product: wingless-type MMTV integration site family, member 3A
Exons: 4
Coding region: 15-1094 (359 amino acids)
Biological process (GO): multicellular organism development; canonical Wnt signaling pathway; cell fate commitment
Cellular component (GO): extracellular region
Molecular function (GO): frizzled binding; cytokine activity
Source: RefSeq, a predicted model, not a curated record